Messenger RNA from Verruconis gallopava, 3161 nucleotides. RefSeq lists its product as uncharacterized. Bases 242 to 2878 code for a protein of 878 amino acids. The record is from RefSeq and is a predicted model, not a curated record. The transcript has a single exon. NCBI's taxonomy places the organism in Eukaryota, Fungi, Ascomycota, Dothideomycetes, Venturiales, Sympoventuriaceae. Gene Ontology annotation, cellular component: Sin3-type complex.
CCAACCGCCCGUUGCAAUCCAAAUGACCAACACCUCUCAUUAAGUUACCAUGUCUUCUGUGCAUGAACCAUGAGGCCAAAACAGAUCGCCUUACAUGCACAUAUUUUUUCCGAAUAUUGCAGCUUCCACGAUCUUCACAGCGCUGCAAUGAGAGGCUCUGCUGUCGGCAGGCAGGACAGCUAUCAACAACGACCGAGGGUGGGAGGAGAUAGGGUAUCAGAAACUCCGAGAGCAGACCACCAUGUCUGGUAGCGGACAGCCUUCCAGGGCAGCUAGCAAACGUCUUAUUGCAGCGCAGCCAUCGUCAACAAUGAUCCCAACUGUUCACAGGUCGUCUAUGUCGACAUCGCGAACGGAGAGCACACUAGUACCGAACUCCCAUGGCAACGAGAAGCCUUCUACACAUCAGCGGUUCGUUUUUACCGACCCAGUGGCUUUCAGGUAUCUCGAAGAAGAUCCAACAACGCAGGUUCUAGUACGCAGAACCAAGCUCGUCGGCUACGAGACAUACUUGGUCGAACAAUGGGCUUGCUCGCGAACGCACCCUACCUUCCUCAUUACGACCUACACCGGCGAGACAGCACACGAGAUUAUCUGCGGUGUUCUCAGCGUACCCAUAAAUGAGGACCUGUGGUCACCAAGACUGAAGACGUACUUUGAUGCCAUCCACAAGUACCAUGCUAGGCGACGGGAAACAGCACUAGGCACAAUAUGGAUUACAAAUCUGAGUGCUUUCCCCUCGUCCCUUACCGUCAUACCUGUGCCAGAAGGCGAUCCAAUCAAAUACCGAGAGGAUUUUUUCAUCAACGAGAAUUUGAAAAGGCUUGGAUGUUCAGGUCGCACUGCGUUGACUUUGGCAAAGCCAGCAAGUUCGACGGUAUCGAAGUUCUACCAGCUAUACCGGGCAAGCGAGAAGAUACCUUUUGGACAGGCGGUCCUUGAGUUGGUAAAGCUUUGUCAAGUUUCGCUUUUAUUGUUUGACAAGCUCGAACCGGAGUACUGCGACAGUCUUCUAUGUGAUAUGACGGAGAAGGCAUUGAACGACUGGUGGGUUGAAUUUGGCACCGAGUUUUACAAUAUCGAACCACACGAUGGCAUUUUAGGACCCACCACUGUAGCAGCUCUGAUGGGACUCGUUAUGGGCGCGAGAAACAGACUCCAUGCAUACGGCGCACCUGUACCUAAGGACGUAUUUGAGAUCGAACACAUGAAGAGAGCCAUAGCCUACUUUCAAAAGGCACAGCGGAUGCCAAAGACGCGUCGGCUAGACCAUGCAACACUGACCAGGCUUCAUAGAGUCACCGCGAAAGCAGCUAAUAACGAGGGAUGGAUUGUCCCACGUGCAAUUAAGGGUACUGUUGCGGAGCUGGGUGGCAAGGGCGGUGAAAUGGUCAUGGAUAUGGUCGGUGCAAGGGAUAAGUCUGGUAUCACUGAAGUUGAAACUCCGGAUAUUGAUCAAUUCAUCUCAUGCAUUGUUGGUGCUCGAGCAAAAUGGCUUUGGCUCGGGAAACCACGAAAAGGUCAAUCAUCCAGGGCUAUGUUCGACCGGCUUGUCAGCGAUACUCCAGUUGAAUUUCACAGUACAUCUGCCGGCGGAUACAGUCGGGCCGGUCGGCGCAAGGAGAGCACUGUGGAAUCUGCGAGAGAAGGUUUAGAUCGAACUAACACUGUGGAGAGCAUGAAGUCAAAGACUUUGAGCGAAGGCUCUCACCGCUUGUCGAAGCGACAUACUCUUGAUUCGGCACACAAGGAACAUGAUUCCACUCGCCAUUUGGGCAGAAUCAAAGACGCGGUCAGUUUACGUACACAUGGCUCAAUAACGCAUCCGAAAGAUGAUCAUGAUCAUGAUCGAUCCAAAGGUAGCGAAUCGCCAUAUCCGAGCCAAAUACCAGAAGCUGAAUUGCUAAGGGCAGACGAUCAUAUACAUCUUCAUCCAGUGAAGUCAACAGAUGCUGGUAGCCAAUUUUCGCGGAAUCCAAUGUUUAGGGGUAUUGUAGCGGAGAUGUCACCUGAUGCUCCGGAGGCACUUUCGUUCCAACAACAUAUCGAACCACCGUCCGAUGAGGAAAGAGAUGGCCAGAAUUUUCUGGAUGAACAGAUUGAAUUGAAAGUCGAUCGCAUGGAUCAAUCCUCGACGGCUUCCAUUGCACAAUCUCUGCAUAAUGACAUCGAUCUGGACGAAAUUCAUCCCGGAAAUCUGGUACCCGACCAUGACGUUGGUAGUCUUCUCAGACGCCGACACAGUUUACAAGAUUUUCGUGCAGAUUUGUCAAAACAACGUCACGAAGCUUUCUGGCCACGUACAAUAUCUUUCAGCAUAGCAGAGGACGCUAUCCUACGAUGGGAAUCCAUUAACAAAACCCCUGAACUGUCCGACAGUCUGGCACUCUCCACCACUACUGCUCAACUUGUGGCUUCUAGACAAAUCGCAGAAAGAGCCCUUAUCACCAGCCAACGUCUUCUAAGCCUUGAAACCACUCUGUCACCAUGGGUGCAGGAUUCCGUCAGUAGCGUGAAUCGACUGAUCAGCCUGGCCCGAAGUGACCAAGAAACUCUCGAUUCCCUUUAUUGCCCGCGCUUGGAAGAAUAUCGCGCCCUAGAAGCGCAUUCUCGGGGAGUGAUAGAGAUCCAGAAGGCACAACUCGAGGAAACAGUACGAGAAAUCGAGGUGUUAGGCGCAAAGUUGGAAUAUGAGAUCAAUGCGUUAAGGAGUAAAGUUGAUGAUGUCGAGGAUGGCGUUUCAGAAUUUGAAUUGCAGGUGCAAAGCCUGGAAAGUAGAGUUCAGGAGAUGGAACGAGAUCUGCAGCCGAAGGAAGGGUGGGCCAAUUGGUUGCUGAGAACUACGUUAGGGAUAGGACGCUCUCCCAAACCGAAAUGAGAGAAGACCGUGGAGUUCAUCGUUUUAGUGGAUCAGAUUGUUUCUUUGCACAAGGCUCUAUAGUCCUCCGUGCAUACCCUGCUUAUUCUUUCAGCAUUGCGGUGGCGCGGGAACUUUUAUAUUUUUUCCGCAUUAUGAUAACCUCCAGAGUUCUACGUCGACAAUAUUGAAAGCAAGGGUGAUUUUGUGUCAAGGUGGAUUUGUGUUGGUACACGGAAAGAAUUAUGUGAAGUAAUACUUCUGUUUUCGCAAAGUCAAUGUAGAGGCCUUACAUCUCCGAAGA